AUGGACGUCGUCUGCCAAGCCAAGUCUGGUAUGGGCAAGACCGCCGUGUUCGUGCUGGCUACGCUGCAGCAGAUUGAGCCCGUCGACGGCGAAGUGUCGGUGCUCGUUCUCUGCCACACGCGAGAGCUGGCCUACCAGAUCCGCAACGAGUACGCUCGUUUCACCAAGUACAUGCCCGACGUGCGAACCGGUGUCAUCUACGGCGGUACGCCUGUCGCCGAGAACCAGGCGAUGCUCAAGGACAAGGCCAAGUGCCCUCACAUCCUCGUCGGCACGCCCGGUCGCAUGAACGCGCUGGUGCGCGACAAGAGCCUCAAGGUGUCGGGUGUCAAGCACUUUGUGAUUGACGAGUGCGACAAGAUCCUCGAGCAGGUCGACAUGCGCAGGGACGUGCAGGACAUCUUCCGCGCCACGCCUCACCACAAGCAGGUGAUGAUGUUCUCGGCCACGCUCGCCAAGGAGGUUCGACCGACAUGCAAGAAGUUCAUGCAGAACCCGCUCGAGAUCUACGUCGACGACGAGACCAAGCUGACCCUGCACGGUCUGCAGCAGCACUACGUGCGUCUGGAGGAAGCGACCAAGAACCGCAAGCUCAACGAUCUGCUCGACUCGCUCGAGUUCAACCAGGUGAUCAUCUUUGUCAAAUCCAUCUCGCGCGCCAACGAGCUGGACAAGCUGCUGCGCGAGUGCAACUUCCCCUCGAUCUGCAUCCACGGCGGACUGGCGCAGGAGGAGAGGAUCAAGCGCUACCAGCAGUUCAAGAACUUUGAGAAGCGCAUCCUCGUCGCCACCGACAUCUUUGGCCGUGGUAUCGACGUGGAGCGCGUCAACGUCUCGAUCAGCUACGACACGCCGACGGAUGCCGACAGCUACCUGCACAGGGUGGGUAGGGCCGGUAGGUUCGGUACCAAGGGUUUGGCGAUCAUGUUCGUUUCGAGCGACGAGGACGCCGAGGUGUUGAAGCAGAUCCAGAGCCGAUUCGAGGUGGCUGUGCCCGAGUUGCCAGAGACCAUCGAGGCCAGUUCGUACAUGAACGCUUGA
Messenger RNA from Pseudozyma hubeiensis SY62, 1041 nucleotides. RefSeq lists its product as hypothetical. The transcript has a single exon. NCBI's taxonomy places the organism in Eukaryota, Fungi, Basidiomycota, Ustilaginomycetes, Ustilaginales, Ustilaginaceae. The coding region runs from base 1 to 1041 and encodes 346 amino acids. Gene Ontology annotation, molecular function: RNA binding; RNA helicase activity; ATP binding. The record is from RefSeq and is a predicted model, not a curated record. Gene Ontology annotation, biological process: mRNA export from nucleus; mRNA splicing, via spliceosome.